UAUAAAUUGCAGAGAUUUGCUGGUGGAGAAGAAUCUCUUUCCCCCUCUUCCCUUCCCCCGCGGUUCUGCAAUUCUCCUUGUGCAAUCGUAAAAACUUUUCUUCCAAUCACUAAUGGCGUAGCGAAACCUCUCUUUCUUUCUCUUUGAUGCGUCUUUUUCUUCCCCACCUCGAACAAUAACGCCAGAUCUUGCUUGCAACUCCAUCUCCUAUCCGAUUCUCCCUUUUUUUUUUUCAAAAUUAAACCAUCUAGUUCAGAUUUCGUUUUCAAUCUAGUCCUUAGAGAGAACUGUUCGUAUUCGUCCCUCCCCACAAAUAAUUCGUCGAGAAAACCUGUGUUGGAAGUGUACCCAUUUUUGGAUUCGCUGUGAAUUUUUUAGUGACUUGAAACCUAAAGUUAAGGUUUGUAUUUUGGUCAAACAUCAGGAACAUGCGUGCCCAGAUGUUGUUUGUUAAGGAGAAUUGUUGUUAUUGAAGAAUGCGUGGGUUUUACAUUCAGCUUAAAUGACGAACGGACAGAGCACACAGGAGUUGCAGUCUUCCACCCAAGUUUUACAUGAGUCCCAAGGUGAACAGAAAAUUAAUCAAUCAAUAGAAGCUCCUAUACAAGAUUCUGCUUCUGCCUCUGCCUCUGCCUCGGCCUCAAGUAAUGAGGGUAGGAAAGUUUCAAGGCAAGACAUUGAACUUGUCCAAAACUUGAUAGAGAGAUGUCUUCAGUUGUACAUGAACAGAGAUGAGGUUGUGAAAACUCUCUUGACCCGUGCAAGAAUUGACCCUGGAUUUACAACUUUAGUAUGGCAGAAACUGGAAGAAGAAAACGCAGACUUUUUCAGAGCAUACUAUAUCAGACUGAAACUGAAGAAGCAAAUAAUUGUAUUCAAUCAUUUGCUGGAGCACCAGUAUAACCUCAUGAAGUAUCCUGUACAUCCAAAAGCUCCUCUGGUCCCAAUGCAAAACGGAAUUCAUCCCAUGGCACCUGGUUGCAGCGCAGUUAACAACAUGCCCAUGGGAUACCCAGUACUACAACAUCCUCAAAUGCAUGCUCCAGGUCAUCCUCAUCUUGAUCCAAUGGGUUGUGGAAUGUCAAGCUGUCACGUGGUUAAUGGAGUCCCUGCACCUGGGCAUUUCCAACCAAUGAGGAUGAACUCAGGGAAUGAUAUGGUAAUAGAUACUACCGUGGCUGAUCCAACUCCAACGAUUCCACCUAACAGUGGUAUGUCAUCAAUGUCGGAGAUGCAAGUGAGUCCAACUUCCGUGGCGUCAAGCGGACAAUUCCCAUUUGCUGCUUCAGACAUGUCAGGCAUGGGAAUGGACACGUCAGCUCUUGACUCUGCUUUCACAUCUGAUGUAGCGACUUCAGAGGGGUUACAACUUGGACAAGAUGGAGGAGCAGGAAGUUCGAGAGACAAUCUCAGGCCAUUUGAUGAGAUUACGUGGAACUUUAGCCUCUCUGAUCUCACUGCAGAUUUGUCAAAUCUGGGAGAUUUAGGAGCCUUAGAGAACUAUCCCGGUUCUCCGUUUCUUCCAUCUGAUUCAGAUAUUUUACUCGAUUCUCCUUCACAAGAGGACAUAGAGGAAUUUUUAGUGGAUUCGGUCCCAGAACCUCCGUGUUCUCAGUCAGACGAAGACAAGCCUUAAUGUAAGGCUAAUUCCCAUAGUCUCAAGUCUUAAAUCAAGCUAUGAUACUUGAUUAAUAGACAAGCAGGCAAAAGUGUUGCUGGUUUCUGGCGUUUCGGCCUAAUUCUCCAAAGGGGAGUAGAGGGUUUCAUGAUCUCUUUGUUCCUAUUAUUAAUGCUAAUAAAUUAAAAUUAGAUUAAUUGCUUAGUGGUCAAUUUCAAGUUGUAAUUGCACCUUUAUUCUGG
This is a messenger RNA of Eutrema salsugineum, 1860 nucleotides long. RefSeq lists its product as uncharacterized. NCBI's taxonomy places the organism in Eukaryota, Viridiplantae, Streptophyta, Magnoliopsida, Brassicales, Brassicaceae. The transcript is spliced from 9 exons. Bases 503 to 1636 code for a protein of 377 amino acids. The record is from RefSeq and is a predicted model, not a curated record.